This is a messenger RNA of Grus americana (Whooping crane), 725 nucleotides long. RefSeq lists its product as uncharacterized. Bases 120 to 725 code for a protein of 201 amino acids. The transcript is spliced from 3 exons. The record is from RefSeq and is a predicted model, not a curated record. NCBI's taxonomy places the organism in Eukaryota, Metazoa, Chordata, Aves, Gruiformes, Gruidae.
UCUGUGCUGCACCCAGGCAGGAGGAGGAGGCCUGUCGGUGUCACUCCGUGGGGUUGGAGGACAGUUGUCUCUUCCACGUCUCUCGCAUCACGGCACUCAAGCUCCAGGCUGGGGGUCUGAUGGGUGCAGCUCCCCCCCCGUGCCUGCUCCCUGUCACUCUGCCUACGGCUGGGGACAGCAGCUGGGUGAUGGGGAUGCUGCUGCCCCACCAGCCGAUGGGGCUGGGGCUGUGGGCCCUGCCCCCGGGGCAGCCCCUCUAUUCCACGGGCUCCUGCGUGCUCCACAUCCCUGCCCGCCCUGGACUGCUGCCACCCUGCUGCCCCACGGCUCAGCAAUGGGUGCAGGGCAGCCCUGUGCUCCACACUCUGCCCGGCAGAACCCAGAAGCUGUCAGAGGCCUCCAACAAGGGUGGGGCAACCAUUGAGAACAGCGACCCCACUGCCAGCCCCCACCAGCCCGCCCUGGCCCUGUUGAACAGCAGAACCACCAUGAAGCCCAAAGCAGCAGUGACUACCCCGGCAGCCCCAGGGAAGCCCGUCGAUCUUCCCGAGCAGGGGCCAGCUGCCUUCGCCGAGGCCUUUCCUUGCAGACAAGUGACACCAACACCAAUGAUUCGCUCGCCUGGCUCAACACUGCAGAUGGCACAGACACUGUCCCUGAUAUCCCUGAUAGCCCCAACUUUGCCUUCCUCCACAAGCUUCCUGACCUCUCUGAGUACGUGGUGA